Molecule: messenger RNA, 1194 nt
Organism: Galendromus occidentalis (western predatory mite)
Lineage: Eukaryota; Metazoa; Arthropoda; Arachnida; Mesostigmata; Phytoseiidae
Exons: 6
Coding region: 1-1194 (397 amino acids)
Source: RefSeq, a predicted model, not a curated record
AUGCCCUUUGCAAAUCACGCCAGAAUCACGGAGAGGUCGCAAGCAGUGGAUAUACUGUGGCCGCUGUUCAAAAGUCUUCAUGUGGUCGGUGCAGGCCCCUUCCGGCGUCAUGUUGACGGCACAUAUGAGGGGUCUAUGAGACAGAAGCCGUUGCAGAAGCUUGCCAAUUCUAUAGGCCGAUUCAUGUUAGUUCGAUUCAUGGCGGUCGGUGUUCUAAGAUUCUUCUUUGCUCGACAUCUUGUCGGUGCCGCAGCUUCAGAUGUCGUUCGAGCCGUUUGCAGUGUAACGGCGCUGAGUGUAUUGAAUGCAAAUUUGGAAAAACUCCACUCGGUAAUUCUCGUUAUCGAUGAAGCUCCAACCCGAGCCUACAGGAACGCGAGCUUAUGCAAAUUAGCAAAAUUUUGGCUGGCCUCCCUGUGGAUCUAUGUGGGGUACCGCUUCACGCUAGACGUCGUCACGUUCUUUGUGGACGAUCGCCUCACUCUCUACCUCGAAACGGAUUUGUUCAUCCCGUUCGGGGUGCUCCCCCCGUUUCUCAUACCUCCGAUGUACGUUGUCGCUAUCUCGGACAUCCUGAUAAAUCGGAUCUUCGUGACUGGAGCACUUGCCUUCUCCAUCACUCUCAACUUUCUCCUCAAUAUGCUGUUCGACUCGAAAGUUCAACAUUUCGACGAAGAACUGCGCCGUCUAAGUGAUGGAGACGAAUAUGUGCUUGACGGAAAUCAGGCUUUGGAGCUGCGGAUGAGGCAUGCGAAACUGUGCCAAUACGCACAGAUUUCCGACGAUAUUUUUUCCCUCCAAAACCUUGUUUGGCACGCCGUCUGCGUGGCUCUGGCCUGUGCAGAAUCCGCUGCCUCGGUUCAAAUGAUGAGGAGGAACUUCCAACUUCUGCGUUUCCUCGGCACUCUCGGGAACUUAGUAAUAAUGGUUGUCCUCAUGGUUGCUAACACGGGGAGCGCGGCUAUUGUCUGCGAAUGCAGAGACAGAUCUCGAGUAUUCGUCAACUGCCUCCAGUCCAGGACAGGCGCCGGCUCCCCCGUAUCCCAUCAGGUAAGUCAAAUGGAUCAGAGAGUGCAGCUUACGGCAUGGAAAAUGUAUAAACUCGACCGGGCUGCGAUAAUGACAACUCUAGGCGCUUGUGUCACGUAUGUCAGCCUCGUCAUUCAGAGAACGGAAGAUGCUCUAGAGAACUGA